AUGUCGCUUUUUAUCAGGCCUUUUCUGAGGAGGCCCCGGCAGUUUUCUGUAGCAAGGUAUGUGUAUUGGGCUAGAGGUCCCGCCCUUCGAAGAAACUUCAGAAUGUCGUCAUUAGCAGCGCAAUCGAUAAGAGCUUACUCUAAUGAGCCUAAAUCUGAAAAGGAUGUUUCUCCUGACGGAAAAGCGAAAAAACCAUCCAACCUGAAAUACAUCACUGAGAGGGAUUCCCUGCUUGUGCAGACCAACAAUAUUUUCACAAAGCUCAAAAUCAAUAUACGAUGGUUUUUGAAGAAGUCCACCCGGCCGUUCAAUUCAGACGAUAUAAGCGCGUUCAUCUCAUGGAUUCUCGUGAGCAAUAUUUUUAUAUUCAUCUUUUGGACAACUACCUUUGUGUCUUUGAUCCUUUACUUGAUCAAUACCGUGUUUGCACAAGAAUACCUUGCGAGUAAGAUCGGUAAAUUCAUUACGAAAAACGAUUCGUUGUCAAUUGUUUUUGAGACCGCCAUUGUACCAGACUGGUCAUCUGGGAAAAUCAGCUUUCAAAAAGUUUUCGUCUCCAGGAGGCCAAAGGUAUCGCACGGCUUUACCAAGGGUUCACAACAGGAUGCCCUUCAAAGAGCGAAGCUGGCCCUCAGUGAAAGAAUUCUGGUCAACCAGCAGGACUUUGAUAAUGGCAACUAUACACAGUUUGAUCUGACCAUUGACCAAGUGGAUAUAUCAUUGAACUUCAGAAAGUGGAUAAACGGAAAGGGUAUCCUGGACGAAGUGACCAUCAAUGGGCUUAGAGGAGUCAUAGACAGAACACACGUGGUGUGGAAAAAGGACGACGAUCCUAAGAACUAUCUGAACGUCUACCAGCCGGGCGACUUUGAAAUAUCAAAAUUCACCAUGAAUGACGUCCUUUGCACACUGUACCAACCAAAUGGGUUCAGGCCAUUCCAAGUAAGUAUAUUUAACUGUGAUCUACCGCAAUUGAGGAAACAUUGGUUGUUCUACGAUAUUUUGAAUGCAAACAAUAUCAAUGGAACCUACGAUAAUUCAAUGUUCACCAUACACAAGAAGUUCAGAACCGAUGAUCAACAUCAGGACCCCACGCUAUUAUGGAAGCAAAUGACGAGGUUUAGAGUAGACAAUCUUGACAUUGAUCACCUCAAUGCCGGCAUCGAAGGGCCCUUUGGAUGGAUCAACGAAGGUCGUGUAAACAUGAUCGGCGAUGUCCUUUUACCGGACGAAGACGCUGCAUCUGAUUCGCUGCAAUUGACUGAAAUACUCACAGAAAUUGGCGACCGCUUAAUUAAAGAAGCGAAGAGGUACACUUCAUCCAUUCCCCUGGUCGGGCCGGGAUUCUCCCAUGCUGUUGAUAAAAUCGAUCCGAACGACUACUUUAUUAUGGACUUUUCUCUAAGGUUAUACAAUGUCAAAGCCGAAGUGCCUCUGUUCACGUCUGGCUUAACAUAUAUCAAUAGCGCAUUGAUAAGGCCUAUUGUCGGAUACAUUAAUUCUCAUAGAACAUACAUCCCAAUUAAAUGCCGCAUUGUCAAGAAAAAAUCUGAUUUCGAAGGCUCAUGGACCAUCUACGAUUCAUACCUUAUGCGGGAUCUAAGUGCGGAAGCGUACGAUGCUUUUGCUAACUACGUCGCUGACGAUGAAAAGAGGACAUUACGUUUGAGAAGGGUUGGCUUUUGGUCACUGCAACUUAUACUUCAAGUGAUCUUGAUGAGUCUCGGUGCCAUCGCGUGA
Molecule: messenger RNA, 1740 nt
Organism: Saccharomyces paradoxus
Lineage: Eukaryota; Fungi; Ascomycota; Saccharomycetes; Saccharomycetales; Saccharomycetaceae
Gene: MDM31
Product: Mdm31p
Exons: 1
Coding region: 1-1740 (579 amino acids)
Biological process (GO): mitochondrion inheritance
Cellular component (GO): mitochondrial inner membrane
Source: RefSeq, a predicted model, not a curated record